Molecule: messenger RNA, 1663 nt
Organism: Synchiropus splendidus (mandarinfish)
Lineage: Eukaryota; Metazoa; Chordata; Actinopteri; Syngnathiformes; Callionymidae
Gene: cpvl
Product: carboxypeptidase vitellogenic like
Exons: 13
Coding region: 91-1524 (477 amino acids)
Biological process (GO): proteolysis
Molecular function (GO): serine-type carboxypeptidase activity
Source: RefSeq, a predicted model, not a curated record
GAUUCCGAAUGGGUCACGUGACUGGCCGAUCAUGUGACCCUGUUGCCGACUACAUAAGAACAGAGUCGGGUGUCGCAGGGUGAGGCGGAAAUGGACCUGAGGGCGACGACGCUGCUGCUGCUUCUGGCGGCGAGUGUGGAAGUUUCCCUCUGCCGGAGGCGGUCCAUGUUCUUCGGACCGAGGGAUCGCCGGGUGAGCGGCCUCCAGGGAGAAGACCCCGGCACCCCGCUCUUCCUCACCCCCUAUCUGGAGAAGGGCGCCAUUGAUGAAGCCAGGAAGUUGAGUCUGGUGGGAGAACUGCCCGGUGCAAACGUGAAAAGCUACUCUGGGUACCUGACCGUCAACAAAAAGUACAACAGCAACCUCUUCUUCUGGUUCUUUCCAGCUCUCAAGCCGAUCGAGGACAAGGCGCCGGUGCUGCUCUGGCUGCAAGGUGGACCCGGCGGCACCUCCAUGUUCGGGCUGUUCGUGGAGCAUGGCCCCUACGUGGUCUUCAAGAACAUGACAGUGGGACUGAGGGAGUACGCCUGGACCGACAGAUACUCCGUCCUCUACAUUGAUAACCCCGUGGGCACCGGAUUCAGCUUCACGGACGACGACAGAGGAUUCGCUCGUGACCAGGACGACGUGGGCCGGGACCUGUACAGUGCGCUGACGCAGUUCUUCCAGCUGUUCCCGGAAUAUCAGGCCAAUGAGUUCUACGCCACCGGAGAGUCUUACGCAGGGAAGUAUGUUCCCGCCAUCUCCUACUACAUCCACAAGAACAACCCGACCGCCAAGCUGAAGAUAAACCUGAAGGGCAUGGCCAUCGGAGACGGGCUCUGCGACCCAGAACUGAUGCUGGGAGGGUACGGCGAGUUCAUGUAUCAGGCCGGGAUGAUCGACGAGAACCAGAAACAGUAUGUGGAGCAGCAAACGGAUCUAGGGGUCAAACUGAUCCAGCAGCAGAAGUGGGUGGAGGCGUUUGAGGUGUUCGACAGCCUGCUGAACGGCGACGUGGAGCCGUACCCGUCCUUCUUCCAGAACACCACCGGCUGCACCAACUACUUCAACUACAUGACCUGCCUGGAGCCAGAAGACCAGGAGUACUUCUCUCUGCUGGUGACGCUGCCGGCGGUGCGAGCGGCCAUCCACGUGGGCAACCUGACCUUCCACGACGGCUCCCAGGUGGAGAAGCACCUGCUGCAGGACGUGAUGAAGAGCAUCAAGCCCUGGCUGGGCGAGCUGAUGGACCACUACAGGGUUCUGAUCUACAGCGGCCAGCUGGACGUGAUCGUGGCAGCUCCGCUGACUGAGAGGUUCCUGCCCACUGUCAACUGGACCGGUGCAGAGGAGUACAAGACGGCGCCACGCUUCCACUGGAAGGUUCAGCCCAGCGACUCCGAGGUGGCCGGUUACGUCAGACAGGUCCGGGAGUUCUACCAGGUCAUCAUCCGAGGGGGUGGGCACAUUUUACCCUAUGACCAACCAGCAAGGUCCUUCGACAUGAUUGACAGGUUCCUCUCCACACAGAGUUUUAGGUGAAAACACGUCCUUGGUUGACAGCACUGAUGUUUGGUUGUUCUGAGUGUAAUAGAAACAAUGCAGCCUGAUUGAAAAUAUCUUUUGUCUUUCAUUUUAAAAUCCAAUAAAACAUUUAUAUGAAAGGUUUGGGGAAUAUUUC